Chara braunii is the source of this 4937-nucleotide messenger RNA. Lineage: Eukaryota; Viridiplantae; Streptophyta; Charophyceae; Charales; Characeae. The record is from the annotation of a GenBank genome assembly.
GAACGACCGAGGGUUCGCCAUCGCAGUUCGCCAUCGCAGUUCACUCAGAUUGGUGGUUUGCUGCUGUAGUAGCCAUAGCCAUAUUCUCAGCGGCUUCGUUGCCUGCGUGGUGGGAGAUUUCCAUUCGCGCUGCGCUUAUUGUUGCCCGCCCUGUGCGGUGUCUUCGUUGCCUACUUGCGCUUGCGCGGUGUGUUCAUCGCAUGCUUGCGCGCUUGCGCGUGCGCAGUCGCCUUCGUUGCCUGCUUGCGCGGCGUUCUCCUCGUUCUACUUGCGCGGAGCCUGCGCUUUCGCUUUUCCGCUUGCGUGGUUGGUUUGGUCCGCCUGCUUGCGGCGCUUGCGGUGUUGUCUCGCUAGCUUGAUUGCGCGGUGUUCCGCUUGGGUUCCUGCGCAGUUGGUCUUUUCGUUCCCCGCGCGGUUAGUCUUUACGUUACGUUGCCCUUGUGGGGGAUUGGCUUCGUUUGCUGCGCUGUUUGCAUACAAGAUUGAGCCACUCAGCUCCUAAGUGGAAAAGUAUUGUGAACCGUAGCGAUGCGACCCAACGCCGCUACUGCUUGUCGUUAUCGUACACGAAGAGAUGUGUGUGCCUCGUCGUCGAAGAUUACUGGCCAUAGGUGACCGUCGAUUUGCUCCAGUGGGAGAGAGAGAGAGAGAGAGAGAGAGAGAGAGAGAGAGAGAGAGAGAGAGGAGGGGAUGGUAGAAAUGAAGGCGAAGAGGAGAAGUACAGGGUACUUGACAAUAACGGUGUUGUCGGCGAAGGGGUUGAAAGAUGUAAGGCAUUUUGGAGGGUUGAUGGGAACGUACGUCACGGUACGUUUGAGUGGGAAGCAUCUUCAAGCGACGAGGAAAGUGACAAGUGGCGGGGGGUCUCCGAAAUGGCACGAGCCUUUUGACUUCAAGCUGGAAGGGUGGAAGGAGUCUAUGAGGCCCCCUUCAUGGCUGCUGGACGCUGACGAUCAAUCUGGCAAGUUCUUGGUGGAGAUCAUUCAUGCCGGAUUGUUAGGUCAGCGCGUGGUGGGUCGUCGAUUAGUCAACGAAGAAGAUGCAGUGGACCUUGCCCAGAAGGGUUUCACUUAUCACAGCUUCGGUCUUCACGGACCGAAUGGAGAAGACGUUGACGGAUAUGUCAAUCUCCGACUCGAAUUCCGUCCAAUUGAGCGGGCGAAAGGAGGAGCAGGAGCGGGGAAGGCAGUCGGAGAAGGGGCGGGGGGGGUAGCAGAGAAGAAGAGCGGGGUUGUGGCAGCGGAGCACAAGUCCGCCGCGGAGAGCGCGCCUUCCAAGCAGGUGUCGCCCUGCGGGACCCCGCUGGCCUCCGCCGCGGGGCUGUGGAAUGCCAACAACAACUACAACAAGGAGUCGACCGCAUAUGUGACGAGGAACAGUGGCGGCUCGUGGGACGACGGAGAGAAGAAGGGGAAUGGAAGGAAGGGAGAGCGUAGGAGCAGGGAAGCUGGUGAGAUCCCGUUCAGUGGGGGUUGGGAGAUGGAAGGAGGAGGAAUGGGAGUAGGAGUGGUAGGAGGAGGAGGAGGUGGAGGUGGUUUGCGCAGCAACGGGAGAGGAGCUGCCGUGGGCAAGGGUAGCUUCGCGGGGGUCAUCAACAACGGCAGCGGUCAUUCGAUCGGGAUGGCGGCGAAUGGUCGAAGGUUCAAGGCCCCCCGAGUUCACAGCUCUACUCUUCCUUUUCAGCACCCCAAGCAAGUGCAUCCGGACAUGGAACCCCGACCCGAUAGUUCAAACACUACCGACGAGGUAGGUGCGGCGGCGGCGACUUCUGCGCAGUUGGCUUAUCCGGAUCCCGGCUCUACGGGUAAACCGUCGGACGGCCUGGAUCUCGGCUGGCCAAUGAGGAAAGUAGUGUCUUCGUUGGCUUUGAAACACGCGGGGUUGACCGUGGCGGAUGCGGAGCUGCCGUCGCCGUCACCGGUGUCGGGGCAAAUCCCCUUUUCUUGUCCUUCCCCCCUAUCUCCUCCUGCUCAUUGUGCUGUGAACACUCCGAGAGGGCCGAAGAACCAUGCUUCGCUCCCCCGCGUCCUUAGCCAUUCCUCUCCCAGUUCGGAUGACUAUGAUUUUGACCCCCGAACGUAUUACGUUGCCAUGCCAUCAAAUGGACAGAUACCGCCUCCUCUUUAUGUCUCUAGAUACGCGUAUAGUGAACCCCUGGAGACGGUGGAGGAUGGUGGUCUCGAGCGUCCGCAGUCUAGUGGCAGGAGGCACUCGACGGGGGGGGGAGCGGGAGAGGGAGGAGUAGGAGGAGGAGGAGGAGGAGGUAGUCGCCCUGGGACACGUCGUACUCUUAGCCUCUCUCGACCAAGCGGCCUCUUUUCUUCGUCGCUGCCUGAGCGCCGCCAGCAGCAGGCUGCUCCUCCAUUUGUCAACCCUUCUGCUGAUUCCUCGUUUUCGUUCGAUCCUCCCAAUUCCAAUUCGCAAACGAAUAAGAUGGCUAGUGGGGGGGAAGGGGGGGGGUACUUUGAAGAUGUCGAGGCGGAGGAUUGCCCGGAGAUGGGAACGACGCGGGAGUAUGUUGGACCUGAUAGUAAUCCUGGAGAGCGAUAUGAGAGCGAGUAUGGGGAGGGGGAGUGGGGAGAUGACGUGACAUCCUUCGAGGCGUACGCGUAUGAUAACGAGAACGAUGAGAAUGCUUUCGGCGGAGAAGGGCAGCCGCACAGUUUUGCGGGAACGACCGCCCGGCGGACCGGUCGCGGGAGCUUUUGCGAUCUAGACCGCAACGACGUACUGACGUCGAGAUCUGGACCGCUCUUGACUACCACCAACAAGAUGGCUGACUUUGGCAAAAGACGUUCCAGGUCCAUCAAGGAGUGCGGGUACCGGGGCACAACUCCUGUCAAAACGCGCUCGGCUAUGGCCUCGGCGGUAGCGACGAUAAUUCGCCUCUGGCGUCCCUCGAGUGUCAAGAGUGGAGGAGGAGGAAAGGUAUUGGCGAGAUAGCUGGAUUGAUUGAUUGAUUGAUUGAUUGAUUGGUUGAUUGAUUGAUUGAUUGGUCGGCGUAUUGCAUUGAUUGAUUUAAUCUAUUGACUUUUCAUGGACGGAAGACGAAAGAAAAGGUCUGUUGCAAUUGUGAGAUAUAGAUGCGCACAGCCAGCGAGCGAGCGAGAGAGCGAGAGCGAGAGGGGGAGAGAGAGAGAGAGAGAGAGAGAAUGCGUGCAACGGAAGGUGGAGCUGUCUGCGGGCAGAGUAUGGUUGAUUGAUUAGAGAGGGACACAGAAAGAGAGGAGAAUGAAGGAGGAGACGAAUGGACAGGGGUAAGAGGAAGUGGUGAGUGGUCAGUGAAACGAUGAGGAAGGAGUUCUCUCGCGAUACUCCACACAGGCUCUCUCUCUCUCUUCUCUCUCUCUAUCUCCCUUCUCUCUCUCUGUCUCUCUCCUCUCUCUUGUUUCUCUGUUUUUCUGAAGAAGAAAUUACAGGGCGUGUUUGAUAUUGCUCCUUUUUAUCGUCUCGAUUCGAUUUUCUUCUCUUCUUGCUGGGGAAGUUUGCCCCUUUGCGGCGCCGGGAGUUUAUAGUGCGCUCGAGCUCGAGUUUGCUCUUGAUUCUCUGUGAACACGACACUACUCCGAGCGUGUCGCGAUCGGUAUUGCUUCGAAAUUACGGCUAUCACGAUCCCGACAGCGUAUGUUUAGUCUUGCGAAUUCAAUUCGAAUUUAAGUCUUGGGACCCCGUGUGUUAGUCCAUCCAGUCUUUUUCAUCUUUUCCUCUCGGUUUGUCGAUUGAGAGAGAGAGAGAGAGGGAGGAGAGAGGGUAGUACGCCUAGUGGCAGUCUUCUUUUCCGAGGCGGCGGCUGUACAAGUACAUCAACAGCCGUGAAAGAUAGUAUCGCACAUUUACUUAUAUCCCGACUUGUAAACCCUUUUCUCGAGUACCCGGUGGGUUCUCCCGAUGGGUUCUCCCAUUAUUGACGUAUAAUGCGUUUAGAUGACGCUUUCUGAAUCAUGAGGAGGAGGAGGAGAGAGACUGUCCGUUGUGCGGUCUGGUAUAUGAUGGUUAUGUCUCUGUAUGUGUGUGUGAGAGAGAGAGAGAGAGAGAGAGAGAGAGGGAGAGGAGGUUGGUGUAGACCGGAGAGACGAACGCUCUGUGAAGCAAUGCGGCGAGUAUGAAAGAGUAGUAACAGUGGUGCAUCGUAGUUGCAGAGAGAACGAGUGGCAGAGGUGGUUGUGCUUGUGAUAGGGAUACUGCUUCCUCACAGUCUAUUAUUUGAGCGGAUGGCUGAGGUUCAAAUUGGCAUGUUGGGGAUGUCCAUCUUGAUAUGGCUGAGGGUGUUUUGCCUAUUUGACGAACUGAUGCAUGGUCGUGUCGUAUUUUGCUUUGAAGGGAGCGUUGCGUAACUACGGAAUAGAUAUCGAAGAGAGAAGAGGAGAUUUGGAGUAGGAGUAGCCAUAUUAUAUUUGAUAUGAAGAGCGAGGAAGGUGGUUUUCUGGAUGUUUUAGGGCUCUUUUGCGUCUCUCAUCAGUAUCGUCAGCCGGUUCGAGAAGAAGAGAGCAAGGUACACAUUGUGCCUAUAUAGCUCUGUAUUUGGGCCAACUUUCAGUUCAAAUACCGCCAAUUUGCUGCUAGAGACCCUCGAUGUCUCUAGCUGAUGUUGCCAACUAUAUCUAGUCUUGUGUUCCUGAUGAAGACUCGAUGUAUUUGGGCCGAUUUCAGUCUAAAUACAGUAAUCUGCAAGAGACUCUCGAUGUCUCUGUAGCAGAGAUGUUGCCAACUUCCUUAUGAAGACUCGCGAUGUAUUUGGGCCAACUUUCAGUCUAAAUUCAGCAGCAGUCUGCUAGAGACUCUGGAUGUCUCGAGAAGACGGAUGUUGACCGACUCCAGCAUGUAUCUGUUCUCAUCGGAUCUCUCUGCUAUAUGAACUCUCGAUGAUCUCUCUGCGAGAAUUCGCUCAAGUUUCCCCCUUCUCGCCUAUUCGCCUGAACGGAAUACCCAGCGGCUCU